Molecule: messenger RNA, 681 nt
Organism: Humulus lupulus (European hop)
Lineage: Eukaryota; Viridiplantae; Streptophyta; Magnoliopsida; Rosales; Cannabaceae
Exons: 1
Coding region: 1-681 (226 amino acids)
Source: RefSeq, a predicted model, not a curated record
AUGUUGGAACUGGAAUCCGCAAAAAAAGAGCUAAAACAGGAGAAAGAGAAAACCCAAAAGACGGCAAGGCACUUUCUUCAUCUCCUCAAAGUAGCUUUGCAAGAAAAAGAUGAAGCACAAAAACAAAGGGAUGAAGCAAGAAACCAGUUGCAGCUCCUAAUAAAAGCUAAGGCUUCAUCAUCAUCAUCUGAUUAUUACAACAUAUCAAACACCACACACACCCAACAAUUCUAUGCAGCAGCAGUACCCACUUUGACGAGCGCCGGUUCGAGCAAUGCAGGGUUAGCAAAGCUGCCUCAGGUGGUGGGCAUGGACAUAGUAAGCAGCAGCAGCAUGAGGGAAAGACAGAGUGAUAAUGAUUCUUUUGUAUAUGACAGUCUACUAGAAAGGAUUAGUUACAAGCCAUUGCCCAAGAAAGGGAGGCUUUUGCAGGCUGUGGUUGAAGCUGGGCCAUUGCUUCAACCAUUUCUUAUUGCACCUCUUCCUCAAUGGAACAAUCCUCCAACACCCACUACUACUCUGCCUAUGCCUCUGCCUGUUUUUCAAGACUCAAUAACGGCCAAUUUGCCAUAUGCAAAGAAGCAUAGUAGUAGUGCAUCUUACAAUCCAAACUCAUCUUCCUCUUCCAUAAACUUUAAUAUUGACCAAAUCCCAUAUUUAUCUGUGUUUAAACCCUGUUGA